Messenger RNA from Fukomys damarensis (Damara mole-rat), 8725 nucleotides. RefSeq names its product myotubularin related protein 3 (gene Mtmr3). The record is from RefSeq and is a predicted model, not a curated record. The coding region runs from base 146 to 3781 and encodes 1211 amino acids. Lineage: Eukaryota; Metazoa; Chordata; Mammalia; Rodentia; Bathyergidae. Gene Ontology annotation, molecular function: phosphatidylinositol-3-phosphate phosphatase activity; protein phosphatase binding; metal ion binding. The transcript is spliced from 20 exons. Gene Ontology annotation, biological process: regulation of autophagy; dephosphorylation.
UUGCAGAUUUCCUUGUGAAACCUUGUAUGGUAGUAGAAAAAUUCUCAGGACAAACUUCAUUUGAUCUGACCCUAAGAGAAAGAAGAGCCUUGUCAGACACUGAAGAAGGGACGAGGAUCUCUCCUCUUAAACUGGGACUCUUGUCAUGGAUGAAGAGACUCGGCACAGCCUUGAGUGCAUCCAGGCCAAUCAGAUCUUUCCCAGGAAGCAGCUGAUUCGAGAGGAUGAGAAUCUUCAGGUUCCUUUCCUUGAGCUUCAUGGAGAGAGCACAGAGUAUGUGGGCCGUGCUGAGGAUGCCAUCAUUGCCCUUUCUAAUUACAGGCUUCACAUCAAAUUCAAGGAGUCUCUUGUUAAUGUUCCGUUACAACUUAUAGAAAGUGUUGAAUGUCGAGAUAUAUUUCAGCUUCACUUGACUUGCAAAGACUGCAAAGUUAUCAGGUGUCAGUUCUCAACAUUUGAACAGUGUCAAGAUUGGCUCAAGAGGCUGAACAAUGCAAUUCGACCACCUGCUAAAAUAGAAGAUCUCUUUUCGUUUGCAUACCAUGCUUGGUGCAUGGAGGUGUAUGCCAGUGAAAAAGAACAACAUGGAGACCUGUGUAGACCGGGAGAGCAUGUAACGUCAAGGUUUAAGAAUGAAGUGGAGCGGAUGGGUUUUGAUAUGAACAAUGCCUGGAGGAUUUCCAACAUCAACGAGAAAUACAAGUUAUGUGGUAGCUAUCCACAAGAGCUCAUAGUGCCUGCCUGGAUCACUGACAAAGAAUUAGAAAGUGUAGCAAGCUUCAGGUCAUGGAAGCGCAUCCCUGCUGUUGUCUACAGACACCAGAACAAUGGAGCUGUUAUUGCCCGCUGUGGACAGCCAGAGGUCAGCUGGUGGGGCUGGCGAAAUGCAGAUGAUGAGCACCUGGUACAGUCAGUAGCCAAAGCAUGUGCUUCUGACUCCCGAUCUAGUGGCAGCAAACUGUCAGCUAGAAACAGUUCUCGAGACUUUCCCAGUGGAGACCUCUCUGAUGUGGAGUUUGAUUCUUCUCUGUCGAAUGCUUCAGGAGCAGAGAGCUUAGCUACUCAACCACAGAAACUUUUGAUCUUGGAUGCACGCUCCUAUGCAGCGGCUGUAGCAAACAGAGCCAAAGGAGGCGGCUGUGAAUGCCCAGAGUAUUACCCAAACUGUGAAGUUGUGUUUAUGGGAAUGGCAAACAUUCAUUCUAUUCGGAGGAGUUUUCAGUCUCUGCGGUUGCUGUGUACACAGAUGCCAGAUCCGGGAAAUUGGCUUUCAGCUCUUGAAAGUACAAAAUGGCUCCAUCAUCUCUCUGUGCUUCUGAAAUCAGCACUUCUGGUGGUGCAUGCUGUGAAUCGUGAUCAGCGGCCAGUGUUAGUGCAUUGUUCAGAUGGCUGGGACCGAACCCCCCAGAUCGUGGCAUUGUCUAAGCUCCUACUAGACCCUUAUUACCGAACCAUAGAGGGUUUCCAGGUCCUUGUGGAGAUGGAGUGGCUGGAUUUUGGUCAUAAGUUUGCUGACCGGUGUGGUCAUGGGGAGAACUCGGACGAUCUAAAUGAGCGUUGCCCAGUGUUUCUGCAGUGGCUUGACUGCGUUCAUCAGCUUCAGAGGCAAUUUCCUUGCUCUUUUGAGUUCAAUGAAGCAUUCCUUGUGAAACUGGUGCAGCAUACCUAUUCCUGCCUCUUUGGAACAUUCCUGUGCAACAACGCCAAGGAGAGAGGAGAAAAGCAUACUCAGGAACGGACAUGUUCUGUGUGGUCGCUCCUUCGGGCAGGCAACAAGGCUUUCAAAAACCUACUAUAUUCCUCUCAGUCAGAAGCCGUGCUGUACCCUGUGUGCCAUGUGCGUAACCUGAUGCUGUGGAGUGCAGUGUACCUGCCCUGUCCAUCCCCAUCUACUCCUGUGGAUGACAGUUGUGCACCAUACCCAGCCCCAGGCACUAGCCCUGAUGAUCCUCCCCUGAGCAGGCUACCAAAGACUAGAUCAUUCGACAAUCUGACCACAGCCUGUGACAGCACAGUGCCUCUAGCCAGCCGGCGCAGCAGCGACCCCAGCCUGAAUGAGAAGUGGCAGGAACAUCGGCGCUCACUGGAGCUGAGCAGCCUAGCUGGACCUGGAGAGGAGCCUCCUGCUGCUGCUGCUGACACCUUGGGGAAGCCUGGCAAGGUUCCAGGGGGUGCUGAGCUGUCUGUGGCAGCUGGAGUGGCUGAAGGGCAGAUGGAGAACAUUUUGCAAGAGGCCACGAAAGAGGAAAGUGGAGUGGAGGAGCCUGCCCAUAGGGGCAGUGUCAAGAUGCCAGAGGUCAAAGAGGAGGCACCCUUAGUGAAGGAGAGCAGGAUGACCUUGGCUGAGGGCUCAGCCAUUGUAUUUUACCAAGAACCAGAGGUGGAUGAUGCUAUUUUGAGGAGCCCCCCAGAUAGCGCCCUGUCUCUGUUCUCACAGGAUAUUCCUGAGAAGCAGGAUGGGCACAGUGUUCUCAGUUCACUCCAGGCUCCCCCCAGGGAAGAGGAUAUCCAGGAGGCCUCUAUGAAGCAGCCUCAAAUAGGGAGUAUCACAGAGGAUCAAGAGGAUAUAAUUCCUCGCAUCCCAGUGGAUGUUAAAGUUGGCUAUGGUACCUCAUUGUCUAGCUCUCUACUACCUUCCCAAGUCCCAUUUGAGACCAGAGGACCAAACAUGAACAAUCCCAUGAACAUCUUAAUAGAAGACAAGGUAAAGUCAGAAAGUGAGCCCCAAGUCCAUCACAGACCUUGCCCUGUAAUUAGUGGCACGUUUGGUGGCAAGGACAUGCUUCCCGCAGUGCUGGAGCCCAGGCCUGUGGAGAGGAGCCUUGCUGAGCGGCCCCAGGGGGUGUCUGUGGUACAGAGGACUUCCCCCGGCUUCACUGUCAGCCCAACACGGGCCCCUUGUGCCUUGGCUGUAGCUGAAUGUAAAGAGGGGCUUGUGUGCAAUGGUGCCCCAGAGACUGAAAACAAGGCCUCAGAGCAGCCCCUAGUGCUUGGCACCCUUCAGAAGCACCCCACACCCAACGGGCACUGUGCCAAUGGGGAGACUGGGAGGAGCAAGGACUCACUGAGCCGCCAGCUGUCUGCCACAAGCUGUGGCUCUGCCCACUUACACUCAAGGAACUUGCACCACAAGUGGCUGCACAGCCACUCAGGGAGACCAUCUGCAACUACCAGCCCCGACCAGCCUUCCCGCAGCCACCUGGACGAUGAUGGCAUGCCUGUGUACACGGACACGAUCCAACAGCGCCUGCGCCAGAUCGAGUCAGGGCACCAGCAGGAAGUGGAGACCUUGAAGAAGCAAGUCCAGGAGCUGAAGAGUCGCUUGGAGAGCCAGUACCUGACCAGCUCCCUUCGCUUUAAUGGGGACUUUGGAGAUGAAGUGACUUCAAUACCCGACUCGGAAAGCAAUCUGGAUCAGAACUGUUUGUCUCGCUGCAGCACAGAGAUUUUCUCUGAAGCCAGCUGGGAGCAGGUGGAUAAACAGGACACAGAGAUGACCCGUUGGCUCCCUGACCACCUGGCUGCCCACUGCUAUGCGUGUGACAGUGCCUUCUGGCUCGCCAGCAGGAAACACCACUGCAGGGACACUGACCGUGUUGAUCAAACGUGGAAUUGUGGGAACGUAUUCUGCUCCAGUUGUUGUAACCAGAAGGUUCCGGUUCCUAGCCAGCAGCUCUUUGAACCCAGUCGAGUGUGCAAGGCUUGCUAUAGCAGCCUACAUCCCACGAGCUCCAGCAUUGACCUUGAACUGGAUAAGCCCAUUGCUGCCACUUCAAACUGAAGCUUAGUGACCUGAGGUGGGCAGAGGCCAAGCUGCUGUUCCUCUGAGAGGCCCCUGAAGCCUGGGAAGACUGAGAGGCCCAUGCAUUUUGGAAUGGGGCAUGGAACCGCCUGUACAGAGUGACAGAAAUUGGGAUGUGCCACUGGAUUGUAGAUUGAUUUUUCUUUCAGCCCCUCUUCCCUUUUCGGUCCUGCCUCUGCAUUCAAAAAAAGAAAAGGUCCCCAGGUUGUCUUUUUUUUUUUUUUUUAAUGGAAGACCAGAGGUUGCCAGGCCCCCUGUAACUGCUGUCAGGCACACUGAGGGAUGGCAUGAUGCUUCGUGGUGGAGGAGACUGGUCAGAACCAGGAGUAGAGGCCUGAGACAGAGGACAGGAAAGCCAGCCGGUACUAGUAUUUGUGAGCAUUCCUCAUGCCACCACCACAUCAGACUGGUUGGGAAAUCUUGGCGUGAAGAGGCUGGAAGUGUCUUCCCAAGAACACUCCCCCCGUGGCUCUCCCUCCUGAGAGGCUGGGCUCAUCCACCUCACAGAUAUGCAGGCUUGGCAUUUGGAGGGAGCAGCACAUAGCGUAUGGAACCCCAGACUCAUGUUGGGAAGGAAGGUGUGUGCGCUCCGAGGCAAAUGAGGGGCUGGGGAUGGGUGGUCAGCAUGUUGUUCCCCGUGGGAUUCUGUUUUUAACUUGACCCAGAUUGUCUAGGGCUCCCUUCACUUUCAGGGGGCUGUUCCCUGGGUAGGCUGGGUAGUGCUUCCUCAGCCAUGAGUGCACACUGGCCACAGUGUGGUAUCUCGCUGCUGUGGCCAAGGCCUCCCCUGAGCCCAGGCAUACCCAGGAGCCCCAUUCCAGGGUCUGAUGCCCCAGUCAGUCUCUUUUCCUCAGCCAGCACAGGGAAAUCCAGACUCAGGGUUCCAAAAAUUCCCAUUCCCAAACCAAACAAAUCAUAGAUCUCCCAUUUAAUGGGUAAAAUCAGCCUUUAGAGUUAGAAAGGUCCCCACAAAUAAUAGCCUUCCUCCUCCUUCCCUUGGCAGCGCUGGCUGUCAGAGUGAGCCUAUGCCCAAUAUCUGGUGGCCGGCAGCGAAGGGUUAGUUGGUGACUUUGCAGGGUUUCUUAGAGAAGGGACAUGGCUUAGAGGAGGGUACCUGUCCUCAGAUUUCGUGUGGUCCAAAAAGAGCCUUAAAUCAAGAAUAUUUGUGGUGAAAAUGAGUAUGGGGAAGGGUGGAGAGAUGUAUAGGUCUGUGCUCUGUAAGGUUGGCUCCAUGUUUUGUGCCUGCCCUCCCUCUUGGGGAAGGGCUACAUUUGGCUCUACUGAAAAGUGGUGACGGCCUAACCUCAUGGCUAGGAGGUAGGGUGAGGUCAUGGAACGCUUGUCUCAUCCUUCCCGGUACUCCUCUUCCCCUUCGGAAGCAGUUCUCUGGCCGAGGGCUAGCUGUCUCAGGAAGGUGGCUCCUACGUGUCCUUGAGUGUGGUUACACGUGGCCCAGACACCUUCCCUGGCACUGUCAGUCCAGGCAGAUCCCAGAGCGUCUGGAGCAUGACCCCGACUUCCACAACAGCAGAGUCCAUACUUAGAUGGUGUAGUUCUUCUCCACACUACGUGGUCUUGUGCAGGCAGGGAGAAAUCAGUGUAAUUGAAGAUUGUGAAGUUCCUAGUGAACGGUGCCAAGAGGUUAUGAUACGGGUUUCUUGGGUCUGAUGUACAGUGUGAAUAAUGCUUGCAGCUUUUAGCCCUUUUUUGAUCAAUGAAGCACUUUUUUAUUAAUAUUUUUCUUUGUAUGUAAAGGAGGAACCGUAACUCUCCAUAGCUGUACAUAUAACCCUUUUCUCCUAAAGAGGAGUCAGUGCUCCUAUAUUUUUCAUUUUUUGUCAAAGCAAGAAGUAAAUACUUUAGAAUUGUUAAAUAUAUAAAUAAAACAAAUAAAGUUGAGUGUUCUGCAUGGUGGCAUUUGCUAACACGUUCUAAUUCUGUGCCCUUUGUUCCUUUCCUGCUCACAAAGUGGUUUGAGGUGCUGUUGGGUAGCUGAUCUUUGGCAAAGUAUAACGUCAGAUUGUUUUUUUUUUUUCUAGGCCCUGGCAAGGAGCCUCACCAUGAUGCCCAAGCCCUGAAAAACAUUUCCUUAAUUAUUUUGUCCCAAGCUGAAAAAGGGCGAGGCAAUCAAGAACUGCACAUCCGUAGUAAUUAAAAUUACCUCUGACUUCUAAGCUUUUUUGUUUUCUCCUGCUGCUCUGAUUUCAGGGCACCCAGUCCCCUUAUCACCAGCUGAGCACCUGCCUGCAUGCUGUGGGAGCAAGAGGCAGAUUUAGGAGGCAGGAGGUUAGAAAACUCUCUGCCUGCCGUUCUCAGAUGAGCAGAGAGAAGAAUUGGGAGCAGAAACAGAAUCAGAUUGGGAUUGGAUUUUUGUGCACAACUAGUGGCCCCCCUCCCUCCCUCUCUCCAUACAGGGAGGAAGCUCUGCUCUUUAGAUCUCUGACUACUGCUUCUCAUUGAACAAGGCCGUGACAUCUAGUCACUUUUGGACUAGUUCUUGCUCUUAAGAGGUGGGUUUUCUUUCCCUUCCUGUCUGUUGAACAUCCUGAUCUCUUGGUCUAUGACUGAGCUAUAUUAUAUAGUCCUACCCUCAGGAAAGUUGAUGUUAAAUACCACUGGCUCUGAGGUCACCAGCCCAACACCUGUGGUACAUUGGCUGGGCUUUGAAGUGUCUUAUACACACACACCCCUUGGGACAGUCUGUGUAGGGUCACGAUCUGAAUGUACCCUCUGACUAAAGAACUUAAACACUUAAAACAGCUCAGCUGGUUCCAGUCUGAAAGCUGUGGGUGCUGUCUAGCAGGUGUCUGAAAAUAAGCCUGUCUCAGGUGUCAGCUUGGACCCUGCAGUAUGCGAACCCAGUGUUUAGACCAAGUUGUGAAGAAGCUGAGUGUAUGUCAUAGCUGUGUCCACACACAGCCAGUAUUGACUUCUGGGGUCUAACGGUGAUCCGUUUUUCUUUUUUUUUGACACCAGGGAUCGAACUCAGGACCUUGCUCUUGCGAGGCAGGCGGCAGCACCACUGAGCUAACUCCCCUGCCCCUAAUGGUGUACUCCUCACCAAGUUCAAACACUGGCAUGAUCUAGCAGGCUUGUCGGGGGUCCACAAGUGGAAAACUGAACAGCCAGGAUACUAGUGAGACCUGUACUACGUAGCUCAAAGACAGCUGCACUGCGGAAGGUGGUGUUGCGUGGAGGAAGACAGCUCGCUGUGGUCACUGCCAACUUUGUGCAGCUGUCAUGUGGCGGAAUUAGGUCUGAAGCACUGAGGCACAAACCGACCUUGAGCUGCCGGGAUGGCCUUGUCAUCUGAACUUUCCUGUUCUGGCGCUGUAUAAAUAGCCUUGUUUUUAGAUACCUUGGUCUUAAUCCCGGUCCCCGCUUUCCUCAACACAAAAGUGAUAAGUUGCCUGAACGUACUAGGAUUUCCCAUUAAGGAUGUACACAGCAUUUUUUCUGUAUUAAUUUUGCUUAACUUUGCAGGUUAGAAUAUUCUAAGAAUUAAAAUGGUACUGUGACACCUAAAAGAACCAACAAAAACAGUGCCAUAGAAUCUCUUAACCUUAAAAUAUAUUAAAAUAAGAAUCGAGCGUCUAUCGUAGAGUAAGAUUAUGAGUUAUUGUCCUUGAGGUAGCUGAUAUGUUUGCUUGCAUAUGAGGCUAGGAGAUCCUGUCCAUAUCAAAUUAAUUCUAGAUAUUUUAAGGAUAAGGGCUGAUUUGCAGGUGUCAUUGAGGGAUGCCAUUUGUUUGGUGCUUAUUCAGAUAGGAGCCCUCUUUCUGGGGUUGCAGCUGUACCCUCCCAAGUUGCAUUGGCUGAAAGUAGGGCUAACAGCAGAGUUUAAAAUAGACUGGCAGGGCCAGAGGUGUAGCUCAGUGGUGCCACCACCUGCCUCGCAAGCGCAAGGUCCUGAGUUUGAUCCCUGGUACCAAAUAAAUAAAUAAAUAAAUAGAUCAGGCUCUGGAGAAAGACUUGGGAAACAUGGCAGGAAUCCGGCUGUUUUAGUUUCUGGUCACUUUCCCAAGAGUUGAGGUUACUCACAAGAUCUCUGAAGGGCAGGACCAGGAUGUGUGAGGCUUCAGGUCAGGCGUAGGGCAUGGCUGCUCUACAGCCUCUGACACUUAAACGUGAGUCCCACUGUCCCAGCACAUAGCUUGCUGAAGCGCUGCCCCUUUGAGCUAGGUGGAGGUCAUCCACUGCGUUCUGUACAGCUGUCACUAAGAGGCCUGCUCAACAGGGCCAGGCAAGGGAGGGGGCAUCUUCUGAACUGAAAAUUACAGUGUUUUUAAAUGCUGAUAUUGUGUUUUAUUUGCCAUUUAAGUCCUUUUAUAUCUGAGUUCUUAGCUUUUCUUACAGUGGACAUAGCAGUUGAAUUGUGCUUUUUCAGUGAAGUUCUCCAUCAGCAUUUUAAAUUGCCCUUUGCUUUCAAGCUGGCUUUUUAAAAUGAGACUAUAGGCCAUGAGGCUUGGAUGCUGUUGAAAUGUGCUGGGGUGUUGCUGCUGACAGUAGUGCUUGCCUAUUUUGACAGCAUUGAAUCUGCUGUAGCCUCCCUGAUCAGUGAAGCUAAAUAAAUAUGUCACCACUGUCCACUGUUGGUGAGCCCCAGGAUUGGAGUUGUCACUGUGGUUCUCAGUCAGUGCUGUGAGCCACUAUCUUAGGUAUGAAAGAUGAAUUACCUCCGCCUCUUAGUCUAGGAGAAAGGGGCUCAGGAAACAGGGCAGCUCAAGUCAACAUUUGUCUUCCAGAGGCAAAGUACCUUGAAAACUAGAUGUUUAGGUGGAGAGGGACCUUAUAUCAUCUACUUCCCUAGUUUUCACAGUAUUCUGCUGGACCAUUGUGGAGAGGGAGCUCCCAGGCCCAUCAGAGUUUUAUUAGAUUUCCAAUGACGUGUGCUGAUAAGGCUUUGGUUCUUAAAAGCCCCAAAAC